AUGGUCGCCAUGGCUUCGUACACACAAUCACCGCCGCAGAAUGGCCUCUACGAGUCGUCUGUGCCGCAGCCACCUGAGGCUCUUCAGAACAGGGGCUACGGCAAUGCUUCGCAACACGAUUUUGCCAUUGAGGGCGACAAACCCAUCGUAGUGGGAGCCACUGUUGGUAACCCAACUCCCAUCGCUCUCGAGGAGCCAGGCGUCAACCGCACUGUCUCCAACGCCUCGACUGCCGCAUACCGAGAUAUGACUCCGUCGCGCGGUGGUACUCUCAAGAAGAAGGCCAGCGUCAGCCGCAGGUCGAGUCUCGGUCGCAGCGGUAGUCGCAGAAGUCGCGCUGGAAGCAUCGCUGGGCUUGGUACCCCAGGCGCUCGUGAAGACUACAACAGCGCAUUGACUACUCCCAUUCCCACCCAAGGAAGCCCUACUGAUAUUCUUGCAAACCGCUUCCAAGCAUGGCGCACCUUGUUGAAGUCGUUGAUCACAUACUUCCGUGAAGUUCAAUCCAGCUACGAGUCGCGCAGCAAGGCCUUGAUCAAGGUUUCGAAUGUUUUGGCCAAUUCCGAGCACCCCACUGUUUUCAUUACCGAUGGUGGCCUUGCAGAUGCCUCGCGCAUCCUCGGUGACUACCACAAGCACUCAGUCGCCGAAUCAAACAAAUCGCGUGAUAUCGAGCAGGAUGUCAUUGCAGCUUUGACUGGUCUCAGAAGUGAUCUAGGUCAGAAGAUCAAGGAGAUCAAGAGUCUUAACGGCGAUUUUAAGAACUCUGUCGACAAAGAAAAGGAAGCGACACGCAGGGCUGUUGAUGAUCUUGCCAAAGCCUUACAGCAUGCGGACCACGGCGAUGCCAGCAAGACUGAUCCUUUCAUCGUUCGUCUUGGGGUAGACCGCAGUGUUGAGAAGCAGAUUGACGAGGAAAAUUAUCUGCACCGUGCAUACCUCAACCUCGAGAGCUCCGGCCGCGAACUUGAGUCGAUCGUGGUGGGCGAGAUUCAGAAGGCUUACAACGCCAUGGCCAGCAUCCUCAAGCGCGAAGGUGACGAUGCCUACAACACUGUGGAGCAGCUCCGUGGUGGUCCCAUUGCCAUGCCCAAGGACCUUGAGUGGUCGCGCUUUGUCGAAACUGACCCUCACUUCGUCAACCCCAGACUGCCUCUUCGCCGCAUCGAGGAUAUCGCAUACCCUGGAAAGCACGAUCCAGCAGCUGCCGAAGUCAGAGCUGGCAUGCUCGAGCGCAAGAGCAAGUACCUCAAAAGCUACACUCCUGGCUGGUACGUUCUGUCGCCAACUCACUUGCACGAGUUCAAGUCAGCCGACAAGAUCUACUCGCAACCUCCUGUCAUGUCGCUUUACCUCCCCGACCAGAAGCUGGGUUCUCAUUCUGAGCCUGGCUCGUCAUCGCACAAGUUCAUGCUCAAGGGUCGCCAGAGCGGUGGGAUGCACCGUGGCCAUUCGUGGGUCUUCCGUGCCGAGUCUUACGAGACCAUGAUGGCCUGGUAUGAGGCCAUCAAGAUUUUGACCGAGAAGACUGGCGAAGAGCGUGACGCCUUUGUCCGCCAGCAUGUGCGCAGCGUCAGCGCCAACAGCCACCGCAAUAGCAUUAGCAGUGAUGGUCUAGAGGAAGAUGAGGCUGACCAGAUUCCCUACUCUGCUCAGUCCAGCGUUGUCAAUCAGCCCAUUGGCGAGACUCGUCUCCAGCGUCCAGUCCCAGGUGAGUAUGUGCUGUUCCUUUCAUAG
Messenger RNA from Aureobasidium melanogenum CBS 110374, 1737 nucleotides. RefSeq lists its product as uncharacterized. The transcript has 3 exons. The coding region runs from base 1 to 1737 and encodes 578 amino acids. The record is from RefSeq and is a predicted model, not a curated record. Lineage: Eukaryota; Fungi; Ascomycota; Dothideomycetes; Dothideales; Saccotheciaceae.